AUGAAAGGAAAAAAUAAAAAGAGGAGCCCAAAAGAGUUUUCGACCAAAGAUUAUUUCAAUGCUUAUGCUCUAGAUUUCAGAAAUAAUCAUUCAAAUGCUGAAUCUCCUGAUAACAGAGGAAGAAAUGCACUAAAACCAAAUAUGAAAAGUUAAAUUCCCAAUUCAAAUGGGAACGCAUAGUUAUCUUUCUCCAACGCCGCAAUGACAUUCCAACCUUCAUAGAGGCUUGAUUCAACUUUGAAGAAAAAACAAAUGCCAGGGUUAAAUGAAGUACUUGUUAAAGUGGAUGAGAUUUUUACAUAAGCAAUGGAAAAUUAGAAGAAUAAGAUUGAUUUCUUAAAAGUUGAUCUUAAGACAUCACCAAGAGAUUUUAAUAAUUAGGAAGUUAAUAUCACAAGGCUUUAUAAGUAAAGACAAGAGCGUGAAAUAAAAUUAAAUCUGAAAUUGAAACUUAGCAAUAAUAGUGAGGGGAUUGAUCCAAGGACGUUAUCCCCUUAAAAAAUUGAAUAACUUCUUAAAGAAUAAGUUGAAGACGAAGUUCCGAAGGUCAUAUCUAUGAGAUAGUACCUUGAUGGCUUUUGUAAAGACCAUAACAUAGAUAUCGACAAAACAGACAUGCUUAAGCUUCCAAUGCAUUUAUAUUUAGGAUCAGCUGAGAAUGGAGCCUUCUCAAAAUAUAAAAAAGGAGGAGCUUUCGAUUAAAUCAGCAAGAAUUAAAAAUUUUCAAAGCUAAAGUAGGAAGAGGAACAAGAAAAACUGAUAAGGGAUAGAUUAAUGCUUAGACAUGGUUUCUCAUAGAACAGAAACGAAAAUGAUCAGCAGUUUAAAACUAAAUGGCAUUAAAAAGCCUAUGAACGAAGAAAUUCUUUAAAAAAGAGUAAAUCACCCAGAAAUUAGCUUCUAAGUCCGGAACGGAGUGUAUCAGUUGAAAAAAAUUUUUAUAACUUGUCUAAAACUACAAUUACAACUCCAAGAGUAUACACUUAAAUCCAACAAUCUGAAACAUAGGCAACAUCUUAAGAAUAUCAAAUCAAUAAUAAUCUACUAAAUAAUAUAACAACUAUAAAUGACUCGAUAACUAAUACUUUAGAUAUGAGUUCUUAUCAGGGGAUUUAGAAAUACUCAGAACAGUCAAUUGAUGAGAAAGAGCUGCAAAAUAGUUUAAAAAUAAAGAAUCAGAAAAUCUAUAAAAAGAUUAAUAUGACACUAGUUGAUUCAAAGGAAUCAUUACGUACAGAUUCGCCUAAGUAGAAAAGGCAAAAAGCAAUAUCAAUGCUAGGAAAGUCUCCUAAGGAUGAAGGAGCUCAGAGGAUGAGUCUACCAUAAUUAGAGAAUAGAAGGAACGGUAACUUUACCAAGAGGACUGAAUUCGUGAAUCACAGUUAGGACAUUGUCCUUCCAAGAGUUAACAAAUCAGUCAACAACUAACCCUCAACUAAGAAUCUUAGACAAAGAGCAACCAGAAUCUAAUUUAUAAGAAAUAAAGCUGCAGAAGAAACAAAUUUAUAUUCUCAUAGAUCAGAAUAGUAUUCGGGCGAUCAUCCAAAUUCUUAAUCAUUGCAUCAUAGAUAGGAUAAUACACAUUCACAGCAUGAAAAGAAAAAACUUUUGGAUUAAAUAAUCAAAUCUUGCUACAAAGAGGCCUAAAAAUCUGAUCAAGAUAUGAGGGAUCUUGACUAUGAGCUUUUGGUUCACAACUUAAAGUAAUCAUAAUUCUAAUAAGUAGUUGAGACUUUGAAAGAAUUGGAAUAUGCAACUCCUUAAACAAUUCCAGUAUUAUACAAAUAUAAAGAAAAAGUUAAGGAGGAAAUGGAUGACGAGGAGAAUGAAGUGAGCAAGGAAUAUAGAUCCGGCAGAAUGGAUCCUUCUCGAGAAGUAGCACAAUUCGAAAAGGGAAGGUCAAUCAAGAAAAAAGUAGGCAAAAAGAGAGAUAUAGAGGAAAGAUUCAAACUUAUAAAAGAAUAGAAAAGUAUUAUAACAGGUAUAAAUUAUCUUAGUUUAGUCUGA
This is a messenger RNA of Stylonychia lemnae, 2007 nucleotides long. NCBI's taxonomy places the organism in Eukaryota, Ciliophora, Spirotrichea, Sporadotrichida, Oxytrichidae. The record is from the annotation of a GenBank genome assembly.